GCUCCAACUUCCAGGCAAAGGUACUUGUCACUUUGUCCCACCCAAAAUCUGAGAAAGCAUCCGUUGUUCUGCUGAACCUGAGCGGCGGUCGGAUAGUACAAGAAGCCAGGAAAGAGUUUAUUUGAAACAUUUCUCAUCUGGCUGGACCUGAGGAGGCAGCAUAGGGGGCGAGAGGGAAAAAAAGAGUUUGAUUUCUUUCAAACUAUGGAACAAAUCUGUGGAGUUUAGUCAUUAGACGGCUACAACAAGAGUGUCCACAUGCGUCAGCAUCAUUUCCAGUUUCCCCCGAAGAGGAAUUUUGCACAUCAUUGUGAUAAAAGGGAUGAAUGAGAGCCGAUCUGCUCUCCUCAGAAGGUGCCACCUUGUCCUGUCCAAGGCCGACACUCUCGGCUCUGUCCCUGCCAGAGCUGCCCUUUCUGAGGACUCUGGAGAUGGAGUCACAGCUCAGCCUGAGAGUGACGCAGCCUUCCCGCUGUCUGAGCUCUCACACCUGUUUGAGAGUGAAGAUGGCUCCCCGUCAACUCAGGACACAAGCCAGGACUCAGUCCUGGAGCUGGCCCAGCCCGGCCAGCCGGUGGACAGCAGACAGAACCUGCGGAUGAAGUUCCAGGGUGCUUUCAAGAAGGGCAUUUCGAACCCAAUGGACCUACUUGAAUCAACCAUAUAUGAGUCCAAUGUGGUUCCAGGCCCCAAGAAAGCACCCAUGGACUCACUCUUUGACUACGGUACCUACAGGAACACCAGCAACCAGAAGAGACGCAGGAAGAAGCUCCCAAGAGGGAAAACUGAGGCUUCUUGUGAUGAUAGUCAAAGCUCUGACCCCCCAAAAGUCAUGAAAAUAUUCAACCGCUCUCUACUCUUUGAAUGUGUGUCACGUGGAGACCCCGAGGCCCUCGAGGGUCUGUUGGAGUAUCUGCAAAGUAAUGAAAAGAGGUUAACCGAUGAGGAGUUCAGAGAGCCAUUGACGGGAAAGACAUGUCUGCCUAAAGCUCUGUUGAAUCUUUACGGUGGUCAGAACGGCACCAUCCCUCUGCUGGUGGACAUCGCAGAGAAGACCGGGAAUCUCAGAGAGUUCAUAAAUACACCCUUCAGGGAUGUCUACUACAGAGGCCAGACGGCGCUGCACAUCGCCAUCGAACGGCGCUCUAAGCAUUAUGUGGAGCUGCUGGUGGAGCAGGGAGCCGACGUUCACGCCCAGGCCAGGGGACGCUUCUUCCAGCCCAGAGACGAGGGAGGCUACUUCUACUUUGGUGAGCUGCCUCUCUCACUGGCUGCUUGCACUAACCAGCCCGACAUAGUGCACUACCUGACUGAGAAUCCACACAAGAAGGCCGACCUGCGGCGCCAGGAUUCACGUGGAAACACUGUGCUUCACGCCUUAGUGCGCAUUGCAGACAACACCAAGGACAACACACGUUUCCUCACCAAGAUGUACGACCUGCUGCUAAUCAAGACUGCCAAGCUCUACCCGGACUGCAGCCUGGAGACGAUCCUCAACAACGACGGCAUGUCACCUCUCAUGAUGGCCGCCAAACUGGGCAAGAUAGGGGUCUUUCAGCACAUUAUCCGACGUGAGAUCAAAGACGAGGAAGUUCGUCAUCUGUCACGUAAGUUUAAGGACUGGGCUUAUGGUCCGGUGUACUCCUCUCUGUAUGAUCUGUCUUCACUGGACACGUGUGGAGAGGAACCAUCUGUGCUGGAAAUCCUCGUCUACAACAGCCGCAACGAGAAUCGCCACGAGAUGUUGGCAGUGGAGCCCAUCAAUGAGCUGCUGAGGGCCAAAUGGCAGAAGUUUGCUGCUGUCACGUUUUACAUCAGCGUGGUUUCCUACCUCAUCACCAUGAUCAUCUUCACGCUCGUGGCUUAUUACCACCCAACACAGGGAACGCCUCCAUAUCCCUACACCACGUCCUCUGAUUACUUGCGGAUGGCAGGAGAGAUUGUCACGUUGGCAUCAGGAAUCUUCUUCUUUCUCACAAAUAUUAAGGACGUCUUUCUGAAAAAGUGCCCCGGAGUGAAGUCUUUAUUUAUUGAUGGAUCCUUUCAACUACUGUAUUUCAUCUACUCUGUGCUGAUUGUCGUCACAGCUGCUCUCUACCUGUCUGGCAUUAAGGCCUAUGUAUCUGUGAUGGUGUUUGCACUUGUCCUGGGCUGGAUGAACACGCUUUACUUCACCCGAGGCCUGAAGCUCACUGGCACCUAUAGUAUCAUGAUACAGAAGAUUCUCUUCAAAGAUCUUUUCAGGUUUCUGCUGGUGUAUGUGCUCUUCAUGAUUGGAUAUGCAUCAGCUCUGGUGUCUCUGCUGACAGUGUGUCCUCCUCCGGGCACACAGUGUGACGGGGAAUGUCCCACCUACCCCAACUGCAGGGACCCAGACACCUUUAGUACCUUUCUACUGGACCUUUUCAAGCUGACCAUUGGGAUGGGAGAACUGGACAUGAUCCACAGCGCGCAGUAUCCAGCGGUCUUUCUGGUCCUCUUAGUCACGUACAUCAUUCUCACCUUCGUGCUGCUGCUCAACAUGUUGAUCGCUUUGAUGGGAGAGACGGUGGGACAGGUGUCCAAAGAGAGCAAGAAGAUCUGGAAGCUUCAGUGGGCAACGACCAUCUUAGACAUUGAGCGCUCAUUCCCAGUCUGCCUUCGAAAGUCUUUUCGAGCUGGUGAGAUGGUGACCGUGGGGAAGAACUGGGAUGGCACACCAGACCGACGCUGGUGCUUCAGGGUGGAUGAGGUCAACUGGUGUCACUGGAAUCAGAACCUGGCAAUAAUUAAUGAGGAUCCAGGAAAGAGUGAGACCAACCAAGUCAACGGGUUGCAGCAGAGCGUCAGAGCCUUGAGGAGAGAUCGCUGGUCCACAGUGGUCCCGCGAGUGGUGGAGUUAAGUAAGGGUUCUCGGCCUCAGGAUCUGAUGAUAGAGAUGGAGCCGCUGACGUCCAGGCACUGACAAAUGGAAAGGACUAGUGCUGUCCUUCUUGCAGGGAGACAACAGAAAGCCAUCAGCAUCAAUGAGAUCACACUGCAGGGGACAAUUUGGCCAAUAAGUGUGCUAAUUUGCACACGUCUCAUGCGCCUUUUGUUCAGAGGAAGUGUCAGGAAUAUUACAGCAGCGCUCUCAGUGUAACAGGACAGAGGAGUGAGCAGGAAGAGACACUGGAUGUUUGAUUUCUUGAACGCUUAGUGAUAUGAAAACACUAAACGUGGAUCAACUACACACCCUGAGAUAACAAAAGGAGAUAAAGCUGCAUUAAUUACACUGUAAGCUGUAAUUUGUUUUUACUUGUCACAAAAGAAUAGAAAACCUGUUAUGAAAAUGUACUGUAUCUCUGCAUUUCACACAAUAGUAGCAGUGCACUCAGGGAUUAAAUAGAGUCCAAAUAUUUCAGCAUUUCCAGUGUAAAUAUAUUAGAAAACUGAAUCAUGGCUUUUAUAAUAGCUGGCAGGAGCAUAAUUACUAUUAUAUUGCAUUAGCAAUGUAGACAAAAACUUUGAUAAAAAUCUACAGGUAUAUUCACAAUGGGAGGUAUUUCUUCAGUAAUAUAUUCCAAUAAAUAUUUAUAGACUAGAGGCUUUUAUUUGCUUGCGUUACAUUUUAUGAGCUCCCUAUAUGAUGUGUCUACAUGCUGAUUCAAAUGUUUAUUUUCCAGGCAGCAGGGCUUCAGUGUAUAGAAACAGAAUAUAUCUUUUUUUUUUUAAUGCUGUAUAUUUUCUUCAUAUUUUCUGUUGUAUUAAUUAAAUUGUUUCAAAACUUUGAAAGUCUCAGGCUUGGACUGCCGGCUCAGGCAGCACAGCUUUCAUUUGAACUGAAACAAUGCACUAUGCCAAUUUCUGAUGUGUGCAUUAUUAUAUGAAUACAAAGACGUUAUUCUGAACAAGAUGAGCAUGAUGAGCAGGUUAUAGUUGUCAAGCAAAUAUGCAAAUGCAAGACAAUAGCCUUCCGUGUUAUGGUUUGUCUUUGAAUUUCCAGAGUUAUUGUUCCUUUGCAGCUGGGGUAUUUGCAUAAUCAACUCUCAGUCCUUGCCAUUAUGUACUUCCCCCUAUUUGCUGCAGUGUUUUCAUUGCAAUUGGCUCUUUGCCCUAUACAGCAGGGUUUUUUUUUUUUUGCGCAUCUACGGCAUGUAGGCAUGUAUUUGUGUUAUUGUACUACAUGACAGAAUUUGAUUACAAGCGGAUAAGGCCAAACAAUUCAUUUUCUCUCGCUCAAUCCUGUUGAAGGUUACAGGUCAUUGUUCGCCAGGUUUACAUUUAUGAGACCAUGACCAUGAAUUUUUAUAAUGUCUUCUACAUUGUUGCACAGAACAACAAACGCUGUCUCCUUUUUAUAAACCAUACAGCUGUAUUUCUUUCAAUUCCUGAUUCUACAUGAGAUCUACUUUUGUUGUUGUUGAUAAUGACGAUGCUUUUCAGU
Molecule: messenger RNA, 4405 nt
Organism: Acanthochromis polyacanthus (spiny chromis)
Lineage: Eukaryota; Metazoa; Chordata; Actinopteri; Pomacentridae
Gene: trpv4
Product: transient receptor potential cation channel, subfamily V, member 4
Exons: 17
Coding region: 323-2944 (873 amino acids)
Biological process (GO): osmosensory signaling pathway; actin filament organization; calcium ion import across plasma membrane
Cellular component (GO): cilium; membrane
Molecular function (GO): protein binding; calcium channel activity
Source: RefSeq, a predicted model, not a curated record